This is a messenger RNA of Stegodyphus dumicola, 2416 nucleotides long. RefSeq names its product receptor-type tyrosine-protein phosphatase mu-like. Gene Ontology annotation, biological process: protein dephosphorylation; motor neuron axon guidance. The record is from RefSeq and is a predicted model, not a curated record. Gene Ontology annotation, molecular function: protein tyrosine phosphatase activity. Lineage: Eukaryota; Metazoa; Arthropoda; Arachnida; Araneae; Eresidae.
GAUUCCAAACAUUGCAGGUUGAAAAGAGUAAACACUGGGAUACGUACACAGAAAUAAUGAAUUCCUAACUCCAGUUUUUCAUGUGUCUACUCUUCCAUAGUAUACUGACCUGGUUUGUUUUGGGAAAAAGGUGAUCAGAUUAUUAAAUCAUGAAAAACAUGAGGUGUGGUGUCCUGCGCGUCACCGUAUUGUUUCCAAGUUCGCCGUGUUAAUUCUUUUUUUCACACUUUGUUUUCUGGAUGAACUUCCUAAUGGUGGAAUUAUUUUUAAUGAAGCAAAAAUUUUCAGUGCUGGAAGCAGUAAAAAGUAGCAUCUCCCAGGAUGUAGCACAAUAACAAACUGCAUUGGACGUGACUGUUUUCUGCAAUUUCCUUGUUUUUUCAAGGAUUAUAGUUCAAGUAUUUCGAUACAGAUUUAGCAGGAAUUUCGCAUACUAUCAAUAAGUUAAUUUUACUACAGAGAUGAUAUUGGAACUAGAGAGUUACGAUGCGCCUCCUGGUGCUGAAAAGCAGUACGUUGUGAAAAUAGAAGAUCUGGAACACUAUGUAAAGAACAUGACAAAAACAGGCGGAUUUAAAGAGCAAUAUGAGAUGCUGAGCUCAGACCAACAAAGGCCGUGGAAUGUUGGCAUGAAACCAGAAAACAAGCAGAAAAACAGAUAUCCAGAUCUGUUGCCUUAUGAUGAAACCCGAGUUGUUUUGCAACCAUACAAAAACGAUCCACAUUCAGAUUACAUCAAUGCAAGCUACAUAGAGAGCUAUAACAGAAGCGUUCGUUACAUCUGCACGCAAGGGCCAUUAGAAAACACCAUAGGAGAUUUUUGGCGAAUGAUAUGGCAAGAAGAUGUUAAUGUCAUCGCCAUGACAGCGAAUAUUAUUGAAAAUGGAAAAAAAAAGUGUGAGAAAUACUGGCCAGACAAGGUUUUAAAAGCUGCUGAUAUCAUCAUAACGCUACAGAAUGAAAAAGUUUUCCUUGAUUACACAGUUCGGAACUUCAAGCUGGUGAAAGUUGGGGUUUCAGGCCAUCGUGUAGUUCGGCAGUACCAAUACACUGCAUGGCCCGAUCACGGUGUUCCCGCCUAUCCUUUAUCUGUUAUUUAUAUGCUGAAAAAUAUAAAAAGUUUUCAAGAAAGCCAGCUUAAAAAAACGCCCUGGGUGCUCCAUUGCAGUGCUGGUAUUGGACGAACUGGUACAGUUAUGUUAUUAGAUUCGGCCCUGGAAAUGUCUUUGGCUGAAGGAAAAGUAGACGUGUUAGGACUACUGUACAGAAUGAGACAGCAAAGAGUGAAUCUCAUUGAGACUGUAGAGCAAUAUACUUUUGUGUAUAAGGGAUUGGUGGAGUAUCAUUUUGGUGACAUUUCAUGCAAACCUGCAAAUGAAAUGGUUUUGUAUUUCAACAAGUUACGGCAAACUGAUGCAGAAACGAAGAAAACAGGCUUAGAGCUUCAAUUUACGAAACUGAGGAGUUUAGAUCCUCCUUUCUUUCAACAAAAAUGCUUAACUGCAAUUACUCCUGGAAAUAAAGACAAGAACAGAGAUCCUUACAUUAUACCACCCGAUGAUGGGCGUCCAAUUUUAAAAACUAGUCCUCCAUCAAAUUACAUCAAUGCAGUCUUUGCCUAUGAUUAUGGCAAGCUGAAUAAUUUUGUCGUCACACAGUACCCUCUUCCAAAUACUUUAGCAGAUUUCUGGCAGCUGGUUUGGGAUACCUCUUCCUGCACAAUUGUUGUCCUCAAUGAAAUCAGUAAUAAAGACCAGAACUGUCCUGUUUUUUGGCCGUCUUCGGGCAGCUUGUACCAUGGCAGCAUUAAAAUUGAACAUGUAACUUCCGAAAAUGAAUAUUAUGGAGGAGUACUUAUUCGAAAAUUUAGAAUUAAAAAUCCUAAAGGGAAACACCGAACAAUAAAGACGUUCCACUUACAUGGUUGGAGAAGAGAAGAAUUCGUUCCUCCGCAAGUGGAUACUAUAGUUCAACUAAUAGCAAAAGUUGACAAAUGGUCUCGUAAAAACAAGCCUGUACCUGUCAUUGUUACUUGUUAUGACGGUUGCAGGGCGUCAGGAUUUUACUGCGCUGCUUCUUUCCUAGUUGGCCAAAUUCAUGACACUAGGCAAGCGGAUGUAGUGCAAGCUGUACGAACAGUGCGAUUACAUAGGCCAGCUUUCAUACCCACCGUGGAGCAAUACAGGUGGCUUUAUGAAUUCGCUUGUUUCUUGGUGUCAGAAAAAAUUUUAAAAUAAAUUUGACUUUCUGAUGGUAUUCGAGACGUUGUAACAGUGCUUUUAUCUCAUUGAGCUUCCAGUAUUAUGCAUGUUGUACAUCUGCCGAUAGUUGACAAAUGAAGAAAAUAUCUUAUUGUUUGUUUUUAUGAAUUUUAUAGCCCAUAUUGUAAUAAACUAAUUUGUCAUAAUCUAUUUCA